GAGCAUCUCGGUCGGGCGGCGGCCGGAGUGCGCAGACUCGCUGCAUCCUUUGCAUCCUUCCACUCCAAGCAGCAUCAGCACUAGAGGCGGCGGGACACUACGUAAGAAGACGCCCCAACCGGACCAGACCGGACUCGACCAGAACAGCGUUGUCUUUUUUGCUCACGAAUGUAAAGGAUAACGAGCGCUUCGCCUGCCUCCUCUUCCUUCUUCCUUCCCUCCUUCCUUCCCUCCUUCUUUCCUUCCUUGCUCUUGUCAGUAGUCUGGGCGCUUCACACCCUGUCACAAAAUGGCGGACAUGACGGAGCUGCGAACCUCCUACGCCAUGUCUCCCGUCCUGGCGGGCUUCCUGGGUGCGGGCGUUCUGGUGGCGGUGGUGAUCGUGGCACUUCUGCUUUGGUCCUUCUGCCAGCGCCGUUAUUUGCGCGCGUCCGGACGCUACAAGCUGCACAGCGACCGCUACUGCGACACCGAGGACCCACCCUUCAAGUUCAUCCACAUGCUGAAGGGGAUCAGCAUUUAUCCAGAAUCUCUCAGCAGCAGCAAGAGGAUCGUGCGUAACGCCAGGCGGGCUGGGUGGGCCGAGCGGGACGGCAGUGGCGCGGCGGGGGCUAGGGGCAUGGUUCUGGUGGACGCCGAGAACAACGUCCUGGAUGUCCCGGGUCAGCUUCAGAUGAGCCAUUUAGUGGUGCCCGCUGGGUUGGGACCCCACGAUGGCCUGGAGCGCGCGCUUCCCGUGCGCGCAGACUACUGCUGUCUGGACGGUAGCUCGGCCGGCAGCAGUCAGAGCAGCAGCAAGACGGCGUCGCCCUUCACGCCCGCGUCCUCAGAACCAGAAGCUGAAGCCGGCCUGGGCACCGUCAGCCUCGCCGUGGACUACAACUUCCCCAAGAAGGCCCUGGUGGUCACGGUGGUCGGGGCUCGGGGACUGCCCGCCAUGGACGAGCAGGCCGGCAGCUCGGACCCCUACAUCAAGAUGACCGUCCUGCCUGAGAAGAAGCACCGUGUCAAGACCCGCGUGCUGAGGAAGACCCUGGACCCGCUCUUCGACGAGACCUUCACCUUCUACGGCGUGGCCUACAGCUCACUGCCCGAGCUGACGCUGCACUUCCUGGUGCUCAGCUUUGACCGCUUCGCCCGCGACGAUGUCAUCGGUGAGGCUCUGGUGCCACUCAAGGGCGUGGACCCCAGCACGGGCCGGGUCCACCUGAGCCAGAGAAUCACCAAGAGGAACACACAGUGCGAGAAUCGCGGCGAGCUGCUGACGUCGUUGUCCUACCAGCCAGUGUCCCAUCGCCUGAGCGUGGUGGUCCACAAGGCUCGACACCUCCCCAAGAUGGACAUCGCCGGCCUGUCUGCAAACCCCUACGUGAAGGUCAACGUGUUCUACGGCCGCAAGCGCAUCGCUAAAAAGAAGACUCACGUGAAGAAGUGCACGCUCAACCCCGUCUUCAAUGAGUCCUUCAUCUACGACAUCCCGCCCGAGCUGCUGCCCGAGAUCUCCGUGGAGUUCCUGGUGGUGGACUUCGACCGCACCGCCAAGAACGAAGUCCUGGGCCGCCUGCUCCUGGGCUUACACGGCGCCCUGCCCUCUGGCGCCGCCCACUGGCGGGAGGUCUGCGAAAAACCCCGCCGGCAGGUCUCUAAGUGGCACACUCUCAGCGAGUACUGAGUGCCGGACCCACGCCUAGACUGACCAGUGUACAGAGCCCGGUGUGCAGCGCGCACGGGUGCGCGCACGCACGCGCGCACACACACACUUGGGAUCCUCUUUGUAAACAUUGUCUGUUAUCGCCACACACUCAACAAAAUAUGCUUGUACGAAGGAAAGGGUGUGUGUUUGUGUGUGUGUGUGUGUGUGUGUGUGCCGUGCGCUUAUGUUCUGACAAAGGAAAACAAUUCGGUGUUGUCAUCAUGCAGUUAAUUGCAUGUCUUUGUGAAGAGGACACCAAAAGCUCCCUUCAGCCUGCCCCCAUCACAGUCCGGACAAUUCCCACCAUGCUUUGCUGCCGACUACCGACACCUGCUGGUGAGUGUCAUGGAAAUUCCUUUUGAGCAUUUUUUUCCCCAUGCACUUAAAAUCCAGCUCGAGGUCCAUGCACGUGCUUGAACCUUGAAAUUUAUGCGCAACGUGAUUGACCCAGUCAAUAGUGAGCCGUGACGCUCGCAUUGCCGCCUAGAUGUGAAUUUCAGUCGCCGACAGAGGGCGGUAAAACGCCAAAAUGGCAGCACCUGCAGAAGGAUGAAAACAGGCGCAGUCAGCUGCUUCAUUCUGUUCCAAUACUGCAACAUUCAGACUGGGAGAGGCACAUACAACAUAUCCCAGUCUUUCCUUGAGUUUCCCACGGGCGUGUGUGCGUGACAUGGCCCGUAUUCUCCCAUUCACGCUCCGGUCAUUUUUAGUGCGCCUGGCUUUCAGACUUUGAAGGUGCCUCAAUUUUCCCGUACAGACUUCUGAUUCAUCGUGUGUAACCUGGAAGUUUGUGCACCAAAGAGGCAUGACAGGAUUAACUCUGAGGGUGGCCCCGAUUCCCAGAUCGUGUUUUCAUGAGCUCCGUUUGGGAAAUAUGUCACACAUAGAAUAUCAACUUAAAUUGUGUCGUGGAUCCGAAAAUACUACUAAUUGUCACGCUAAUCCAGUGCGCAGAAUCGCACGUAUUCGUGAGGACAACAAGCGUACUGGUAGCUGGACCUUACGGUCGAUACGGCAUAAAGGCUCCAAACGGCUUUCCGUGCUGUCGGGGUUGCUCGCGUGCAGGUUCCAAUGUGUAAAUAAAUUCAUGCGUGUGCUUGUUUCUAACAUGAAGGACUUCCUUUACGCUUUCUUUCGUGGCUUGUGUCGCAACUAACGAGUCGUCCCCAAGCCAGGCUGGCAGUCGAGUCGGAGACGCUAAUCGCAAUGCUAAGCUAACAUCACGUCCAUGCUUACCUGUUCAUGAGCUGAAGGUUAACCCGGGCGGCACCUGAAGGCAUUCAGCGAAGGUAACAUGACAUGACUCCAAAAGCUUCGAAAACGUUCCUGUUCAUAUUUCUUUGAUGAUGAUGUCAUAACCCCGCGUGCGUUGUAAUGGCCUUGUUCAUUCGCGUCUGUGCUGAUCAGCGGCUCGAAAUCUCUGGCUGUGUUGAGAAUGACACCCUAUUCACAAUAUCCUAAGUUGGCCAUUUCCAAAUGAGGAGUCCAAUACUCUCUUAUCGUUGUAGCAAGAUUUUUGUACAGUGCGUUAUAUGGUUGACAAUGACGUCCAAUCCAAAUCCCGUCGUUGUGAGUUGAGGCGAUUCGAUGAAUCGUUUCAGCUCUCGGGUCAACGAUAUCAAAAUGCAUGGAUAGUAAUUAGGCAUGAGUGAAUGAUUCCCAACACUAGUCUUCUCAUUUGCACCAUGAAUAUUGUGCCAGCCGGUGCCGCUGUCCCCCCCGCCCC
Messenger RNA from Hippocampus zosterae (dwarf seahorse), 3419 nucleotides. RefSeq names its product synaptotagmin XIa (gene syt11a). The record is from RefSeq and is a predicted model, not a curated record. The transcript has 4 exons. Gene Ontology annotation, cellular component: membrane; synapse; axon. Bases 290 to 1672 code for a protein of 460 amino acids. Gene Ontology annotation, molecular function: phosphatidylserine binding; clathrin binding; calcium-dependent phospholipid binding. Gene Ontology annotation, biological process: vesicle fusion; regulation of calcium ion-dependent exocytosis; calcium-ion regulated exocytosis. Lineage: Eukaryota; Metazoa; Chordata; Actinopteri; Syngnathiformes; Syngnathidae.